Mesocricetus auratus (golden hamster) is the source of this 1834-nucleotide messenger RNA. RefSeq names its product histone H2AX. Gene Ontology annotation, molecular function: structural constituent of chromatin; DNA binding; protein heterodimerization activity. The transcript has 2 exons. The record is from RefSeq and is a predicted model, not a curated record. Lineage: Eukaryota; Metazoa; Chordata; Mammalia; Rodentia; Cricetidae. Gene Ontology annotation, cellular component: nucleosome. Gene Ontology annotation, biological process: DNA damage response. The coding region runs from base 729 to 1160 and encodes 143 amino acids.
ACAGAGCUCAGUUUUCUGGCAUAGGAUUGUACUCUUCAGGUUUCAUUUCUUCUCCUUUAAACCCUCCCUUUGCCAAAUUUGAGGAGUACGUGGGUGUGCCCCUGACCCGGAAAGAGAACCCUUUCCCUUUAACUUUUUGUUUUGUUUUUGUUUUCGAGACCGGGUUUUCCCUUGUAACCCUGGCUGUCCUUUAACUCACUCUGUUCCAGGCUAACCUUAAACUCACAGCUCCACCUUCCUCUGCUUCCUGAGUGCUUGAAUUAAAGGCGUGCACCAUUAUCACCCGGUAGACCCUUUUACUUUAAAACCCUAGGCUGGCCCAGAUUUCCCACAGACAGUAACUGCGUCUCCGGAUUCCACCUGCCUUGUCUUCCGGUUCUGGUGGCGCGCAGUAGCGUUUAAAUUUCGCGCGCUUAAUAAGGAUUGGCCACUUCCACGGGUGAUUAACUUGUCGUUUGCGGCCACUCCGCCUUGCUUGCUUCCCCGGGUAAAAGGUUUUCAAAUUGGACCAAUCGCUGGGCGAGCUCUCUUCGCCUAGGCGCGUCACCGAAGGGUUAAUUACAACCAACCAGAGGCCGGUGCUAAGGAAAAGAGCCAAUCAGGCGGGGGCAGGGGCGUGUCCAUGGAGCGUAUAAGGGCGCGCUCGCCCGCGCGCGGCGACAGUUGACUGCGGCGGUUGGCGGUUAUCCUUCGUCGGCGUUGCUCCCUGCCAUUCUACCUCGUACACGAUGUCCGGCCGCGGCAAAACCGGAGGCAAGGCCCGCGCCAAGGCCAAGUCGCGCUCCUCGCGCGCCGGCCUGCAGUUCCCGGUAGGCCGCGUGCACCGGCUGCUGCGGAAAGGCCACUACGCCGAGCGCGUGGGCGCCGGCGCCCCGGUGUACCUGGCGGCGGUGCUCGAGUACCUGACCGCUGAGAUCCUGGAGCUGGCGGGCAACGCGGCGCGGGACAACAAGAAGACGCGCAUCAUCCCGCGCCACCUGCAGCUGGCCAUCCGCAACGACGAGGAGCUCAACAAGCUUCUGGGCGGCGUGACGAUCGCGCAGGGCGGCGUCCUGCCCAACAUCCAGGCCGUGCUGCUGCCCAAGAAGACGAGCGCCACCGUGGGGCCCAAGGCGCCGGCGGGCGGCAAGAAGGCCACGCAGGCCUCUCAGGAGUACUGAGGGGAGCCCGCGCCGCGGCCGCCCAGCCCUCCCCACGCCCCCACAAAGGCCCUUUUAAGGGCCACCACCUCCCUCUCGGAAAGAGCUGAGCCGCUUAGGGCUGCGGGCCGGACUGCCGCCCCCAUCCUCCCCUUUCUCCGCCACCGCGCGUCUCUGCCUCCCCUUCCCUGCACGGCCUCCGAGUCAGCCGCGGAGGACGCGGGCGCCGCGGCGCUCAUCCCUCGCGGAGUCUUCGCCGCUCUACGUCUCGACGCGCUGCGCGGGGAGGUCGCGACACCUUCUAGAAGUCUCGGCCGUUUGCUGUGACGUACGACCGACGUGGGCCUGAAGGCCCGUGUGUGGUGUGUCCGGGACAAAAGUCACUGAUACGAGCCGGUUUCCUCCAGGAUGCCUCCUGGAAGGGGUCUGGGAGAAGUUACAGGCCUGUGGACAGAGGAGCUGUGUUCUGCCGCAGGAGACUGGCAGCCGGGCCUAGCCAUCUCCUCUUCUCCCCAGCGACUCAAUUCACAACCCAAACACCUAGAUACCAGCACAAGUCGGUGAAUCCCUGUCUGGACUGAGCCUCUGUUGGUUUCUGAACUGGAAUUUUGCAGCUAACCCAAGUUUAGAACCUUCGGUAGUGGGGAGUUUCAAUGGGCUAAUUUUAUUAAAUGAUUGUUUGGUUUUUUUAAAAA